UCCCCCGAAGUAGAUGAGUACUCCAAAUCCAGAAUCUAUCACUGACUGCGAGAGACGAGACAAAUCCGCUCACACGCACCAUCCCGAGUCAGGACAAGGUGAGCGCCGCGCCGGAGAGCCAAUCUGUGCCGCUUCUUUCGCCAGCGUUUUAGCCUUGUCCUCGCGGGCUCGUUUCGCCUUUAAACCUCUUUUUUCCUGUAGUCUGUGUUUUCCUUCCCUCUGCUUUACUACUGGCGUAUUUCUGCUUUCCGGUUGUGGGAUAGAAAUGCCGGCUAUCAUAAGUAAAAAUUCCGACUUGGAGUUUGACUCCUUACAGCCGUGCUUCUACCCGGACGAGGAUGAUUUCUACUUCUGUGGUCCCGACUCCGCGCCACCGGGGGAGGACAUCUGGAAGAAAUUCGAGUUGCUGCCCACUCCCCCUCUCUCUCCGAGCCGCGCCGCGCUACCGGGGGAGCCGGCGUCGGCGGACGCAGACGCAGACGCCGCGGGUUUUGGAUUAGCAGACCCGCUGGACUGGGCGUCGGAGCUGCUGCUGCUGCCCGAGGACGAUAUCUGGGGGGCGUCCGACGGGGACCUGUUCGGCUCCGCUUUGGAUUGUAACCCCAAUAAGAUCAUUAUCCAGGACUGCAUGUGGAGCGGAUUCUCCGCCCGCGAAAAGCUGGAGCGGGUGGUGACCGAGAAGCUGGGCAAAGCCAUUUCCACGGCGGCCGGAGUAAGCAGGGGCGUCAGCGUCAAGGCGCCGGAGCUCAGCCGCGCCGUGGCGGAGUGCGUGGACCCCGCGGUGGUCUUCCCCUUCCCCGUCAACAAGAACAGCAGCAGAGACCCUUCUGUCAGCCUACCUCCCUCCACUGCCCACAGCAACGUUGCCAGCGACUCUGAAGAGGAAGAUGAGGACGAAGAGGAGGAGGAAGACGACGAUGACGAUGAUGACGACGACGACGAGGAUGAGGAGGAGGAGGAAGAGGAGAUCGACGUGGUCACAGUAGAGAAGAGGCGCGCCACAGUCACCAAGGCGUCGCCCAUGGCAACGGGAACCGUCACAAUCUCUGUGAGAACCAAGACGGGCGCGUCCGGGGGCGCCAUCUCAGGGUCUGGCGCGGGGAACCGCUUCAUCAGCCGAGCACCUCAGGAGCUGAUCCUGAAGCGCAGCUCGGUUCACCAGCAGCAGCACAACUACGCGGCCCCCUCCCCGUACACGUCAGACGACGACCCCACCCCUCCCAUCAAGAAACAAAGGACGGCCGACGCCCCGCGACCCCCGGCCAGAACGAUCUCCUCGUCCUCCUCGUCCUCGUCGACGUGCUGCGGCUCGACGGUCGGAGGCGCGUCUGGGGCGCGCUCAAAGCGCAGCGCCAGCGGGGACAGCAGCCCGCGCGGUGGGUCCGACUCCGAGGACAGCGAGCGCCGGCGCAACCACAACAUCCUGGAGCGCCAGCGCCGCAACGAUCUGCGCUCCAGCUUCCUGACGCUGCGCGACAACGUGCCCGAGCUGGCAUACAACGAGAAGGCGGCAAAGGUGCUGAUCUUGAAGAAGGCCACCGAGUACGUGAGCUCGCUGGAGAUGGAGGAGACGAGGCUGCAGCAGGAGAAGGACAGGCUCCAGGCCCGCAGGCAACAGCUGAUGCGCAGGCUGGAGCAGGCUAGGACUCGCUAAUGGGACAACCGCUUUUCAACACCAGAAACACUCACGUAUUACCCUCGAAGUACCCUCUCCCCCCGUUCACUUUGAGACAUUACGCCUAACCUUUGACGGCAGGUAGAUGCGUACACAUUGACAGGCCUAUAUGUACAUUUAACCACACACCAAAUAACGGCCGCUCAUCUCCGUACACCCGGACAGACAAACAUGCAAAAAGUUUCGGAAGACGUUCGUCUUGAGCAGCGUAGAGUGGAAGGGGACUGAAGGGACACUCGGACUUUCACUGCCGCCACUUUUUUUGCACAUUUGUUGACGUUAAGAAUGUUUAGGGUUUACUUUUUUCAAUCUAGUCACAUUGAGAGAAAAAAAGAAAAAGACAAGAAUAAGGAGGGUGAAAGGAGGGAGGACAAAAACUCGUCAUUUCUUCCUUGGGCUUUUAUAUCAUUUCUAUUUGUACCUUGUUGUUUUUUUUGUUUUUUUUUUGGUUUUGUUUUGUUUUUGUUUUUUGUACUCACUGUGACACCAGCCUGGAGCCAGGUGAGACUCCCACAGGGAAGGGUGUUAGAGGGCACUUUGCUUGGUAGAGUUCAAAGUUCAGAGUUCACAUACGGAAGCAGUGCACGUUCACUUUGCCUUCACUACUGCAAACAAAAAACAAAAAAAACAACAAAAAAAAACCAAACAACAACAACAACAAAAAAACUAAAGACACUACGAUGCCCCGAGACGCGAUGGGUCCCACAAACGAUGAUGCCACUACGAGUUACCUUAUCUCACACUCCUCUCCCUCACACUGGUGCUCAUACCAAGUCAGUGGAUGUAUAACUGUGCACCUUGCUAGCCGACACUUUUGUAUAUAACAAUAUUGUACAGACAAAAAUACACUCAGAUCUGCCUUGUUUUGUACUACAUUUUGUCUUUGGGUUUUUAUAUACAUGUCAGGAAGCUGCCAAUAACUAGACUGGAAGUUUAUAUACCUUUAAAAGUACUGUAAGGCCUCGAUUUUUGAGAGUCAUGAAACUUUGUAAUAUAACAAUAUAUUGUUUUCUUUCUUCCCCUUCUCCUUUUCUUUGUAUUGUACCAUAUUACUAAUUCUACACACCUUUAUUCUUUAGUGUGAACCUGAUACAUACUAAAUUUAAUACUUAUAUUUUCGUAUGAAAAUGAGUUCUCAGUAGAUAUCACUAUCUCGUCUUUUUUUUUUUCUCCUUUCUUUCUCAGAUCAUUCUUUUGUACAGAAAUGAGUUCUAUCUUCAUGUACCUGGCCUUUCUCCUCCCCCCUCGUUCCCUUCUUUGUUUAUAUUUGUAACUCGCGGGUGCAUAGAACUGGGUAAACGGAUAUAAGUUGAUGUUGUUUUUUUUUGUUUUCUCAUUCUUAAAAUGUACAUUUAGUGCUGCAACUCAUAGCACUUUGAAAUACCUCAUUUUGAAAAAUAAAUAGACAUCGCAAAACUGUUGUCUUGGUCGGUGAAGAUCAUUUAUCUCCAUCAAGACUGAGGACACAUCGGCAAGAAACUCUCUCUCUCUCUCUCUCUCUCUCUGUCUGUCUCUCCGUGUCUCUCUGUGUCUCUCUCUCUUUCUGUUUGCCUAUUUGCAUUCUGUCUGUUUGUUUUGCUGCCAUGAAAGACAGGACUCAUCCUGACAAAGAAA
This is a messenger RNA of Lampris incognitus (smalleye Pacific opah), 3289 nucleotides long. RefSeq names its product MYCN proto-oncogene, bHLH transcription factor (gene mycn). The record is from RefSeq and is a predicted model, not a curated record. Gene Ontology annotation, molecular function: RNA polymerase II cis-regulatory region sequence-specific DNA binding; DNA-binding transcription factor activity, RNA polymerase II-specific; protein dimerization activity. The coding region runs from base 14 to 1654 and encodes 546 amino acids. Gene Ontology annotation, biological process: regulation of transcription by RNA polymerase II. The transcript has 3 exons. NCBI's taxonomy places the organism in Eukaryota, Metazoa, Chordata, Actinopteri, Lampriformes, Lampridae.